AUGCACCCGGCGAAGAGAAGAAAGUUGCAUCAACCUUGCGGAUUCCAAAACAAGCCUUUUCGUUCACCGCUUCGCUCAGCUAACCCUCAACCUCAGCCAUCUGUUGAACAAGCUCAGAUUCACCUUCCGGCUGCGGGGCUUUCCUCCAGCCCUCACCAGUCGUCACCAGACAUCAAACCAGACAUUGUUCGAUUAUCUCUUCCACGCGCCUCCGGAUUACGUUCUUCUUCCCGACUAACAGCUGUUGACCCCGAGUCGCGAGAUCUCCAAAAGCAGCACACUGCAUUGUCCUUUCGCCUCAAUCAACUGCGCCAGUCUCUUGAAAUAGCAGAGGAAGCGCUUCAGAUCGAAGCAUCAAAGCAAGAUGAUGAAUUGCGUGCUCUGAUCGCCCGGUGGCGAACUGUUGCUCAAGAUGCUGCCGAAGAGCUCUUCGCUGAUGCCAAAGAGCGAAUUGACAGGAUGGGAGGCGUUGCCCACUGGCGUCGACAAUUGGAAGAGGACUCACGACUAUGGAAAGGUGAGCGUGAGAAGGAGGCCCUCAUUCGCAGAUAUGCAGGCAAUCUGAAGGACGAUCAGAAUCAAAGAGAGACGGAAGAACCUGACCAGGCAGAGCUUAUGAAUUAUCAGGAGGACGCCGAGCCCGAAGAGAAGUACUUUACCAUGGAGAUGAUGCUCAACCAGAUGAAUAUCAAUUUGCAAUCCGUCGGUUUUGAUAAGCACCAGGAACGAUGGAUAUGA
Molecule: messenger RNA, 738 nt
Organism: Cladophialophora psammophila CBS 110553
Lineage: Eukaryota; Fungi; Ascomycota; Eurotiomycetes; Chaetothyriales; Herpotrichiellaceae
Exons: 2
Coding region: 1-738 (245 amino acids)
Biological process (GO): DNA recombination
Source: RefSeq, a predicted model, not a curated record